GCACAGCUGGGUCGCUGGAACGGCAUCAACGAGGCUUGCUCCAACAUCUCCAUGGCCAUCGCGCCUCUGGUCUUUGCCACAGUGUACGACGAGGUGGGCAACGUGAGGGGCCAGGAGAUGUUGGUUUGCACCUCCGUGAUCUCCCUGUUUGCGCUGGGCGCCUACAUCCCCCUGGUGUCCAUGAUGCCCAAGAAAGUCAAGGAAGAGCCGGAAGAGAUGAAAGAUGUUUCCUACUACGAGGCGCUGUCGGAUGCGGAGUUCAACGAGCUGCCCAUGGAGGUCGUGGAGCUGGUGGCCAGCAAGAUGCUGGAG
Molecule: messenger RNA, 312 nt
Organism: Symbiodinium necroappetens
Lineage: Eukaryota; Dinophyceae; Suessiales; Symbiodiniaceae
Source: the annotation of a GenBank genome assembly